AUGCUUGUCGGAAACAAAGCACCAUCAUUCAAGGCUGAAGCAGUCUUCCCAGAUACAGACUUCAAGAAAGUUUCCCUUGAUUCCUACAAAGGAAAAUGGCUCGUUCUUUUCGCAUGGCCACUUGACUUCACAUUUGUCUGCCCAACAGAAAUUAUUGAGUUCUCAAACAAGUUUGAGGAGUUCAAGAAGCUUGGUUGUGAAGUCAUCGGUAUGUCUGUUGACUCCAACUUUACACAUCUUGCAUGGAUCAACACCCCUCGCAAAGAUGGAGGAAUUGGAUCUCUUCAGUAUCCAAUUAUCGGCGAUCUCGGCGCAAAGAUCUCCAAAGCUUACGGGUUCUACAUGGAAGAAGCAGGACAUGAUCUUCGUGGUACUGUUAUCAUUGAUCCACAAGGAAUUGUUCGUCAUAUUCAGAUGAACCAUCCAGAUGUUGGCCGCAACGUUGAUGAAAUCAUUCGUCUUGUUAAGGCUUACCAAUUUGCUGCUAAGCAUGGAGAAGUCUGUCCAGCACAGUGGCAUGGUGAAGGCGAUCUCACAAUCAAGGCUGAUCCAAAGGCUUCCAAGGAAUAUUUCAACAAGGCUAACAAAUAA
Messenger RNA from Trichomonas vaginalis G3, 591 nucleotides. RefSeq names its product tryparedoxin peroxidase. The coding region runs from base 1 to 591 and encodes 196 amino acids. The transcript has a single exon. Lineage: Eukaryota; Parabasalia; Trichomonadida; Trichomonadidae. The record is from RefSeq and is a predicted model, not a curated record. Gene Ontology annotation, molecular function: thioredoxin peroxidase activity. Gene Ontology annotation, biological process: cellular response to stress; response to oxidative stress; hydrogen peroxide catabolic process. Gene Ontology annotation, cellular component: cytosol.